UUGAAACCGGUUUGUUCAUUCGAAUAGUACAAGUAUGCUUUAAAGCCUUUCGCACUGCAGUGACGAUUAGCCGUCAGUCGAAAGCAGUCUUUGUUUGUUUUGUCUCUAUAAUGAGCAUUUUUUUCCUUUUGCUGCUAGCCAGCGUAACACAGUGUAAAGAAUUUUUAGACGAUCCUCCUUCAGAUUAUGUCACUGGAAAAGGAUUUGCAGAUUGCGCAAGUCGUUUUUCUGCAACGUGGAGAAUUCCAGUCACCGAAGCGCUCGGAGGAAUACGAGCUUUUCAAGGAGAGUUUCAACAUAUGGCCGCCAUCGGAUGGACUAGGUCCGACGGGAGAAUUGAUUACCUAUGCGGCGGAAGUUUGAUAACAUGGAGAUUUAUCUUGACCGCGGCUCAUUGUGCUGUAGAUGGAAACAACAUCGCACCAGACACCACACGUUUGGGGGAUACGGAUCUCGGCAGCACUGAUGAUGAUGAAUUUGCACAGCAAGUAGCAAUCGAACAGAUCACCAAACAUCCCCAAUAUCGCCAAUCGAGAAGGUACUACGAUAUCGCGCUUAUCGAACUCGCAAAGAACGUCGUACCGGACGAUGCGGUGUGUGUUGCAUGUGUAUGGCGGGAGUCGAGCGCUCCUAGUGAAUUGCUUGAAGCGGUAGGCUUUGGCGCACUAGGAUUUGGGGAGAUGUUAAGUCCCACCUUGCAGAAGGUAAAACUUCGAGCACUGGACACGUCAACAUGUGCUGGACGUAUCCCGAUGAAUCGUCGUCAAAUGCCCGAAGGAUUGCGUCCGGAUCAGUUGUGUGCCCACAGUGAGACGAUGGACACUUGUGAAGGCGAUUCAGGAGGUCCACUUCAAACGGAGUUGCACGAUGUGUUUGGCAAUGUAUAUCCCCUUUUGGUAGGUGUUGUAUCAUUCGGAACUCCCUGUACAGAAGGCUCGACGGGAGUCUACACAAGAGUCAGCUCGUACUUGGAUUGGAUCGAGAAAGAAGUGAAUCAGUCACUUAGCUAUGAAGAAUGUACUGGAAGAAAGUCAUGCGAACGCGAGCCAAAUCCCUCAAUAUCUGCUGCAAUUAAGCCAAAGUGGCCAGUUAAUCGCGUUGGUCUGUUGUGGGACAAAAAUGAUGCAGAUAUAUUUCAAUGUGGAGGACUUUUAAUCGAUUACCAGUAUGUUCUCACAUCAGCAGAUUGUGUCACGUCCAGUAAGGGUCCUCCAAAGUUCGUAGCAUCGAGCUCAGUUAGUGAUCGAGCCCAUGUUGAGGAUGUGAUUGUUCAUCCCCAAUAUGACCGAGAAAAUUCAUCCUUCGAUAUAGCUCUUGUCAAAAUAAGGGAAUAUGCCAACCUCGAAGAAACACAGCCCAUAUGCCCAUGGAUGAAGAACAACAAAGAUACAAAGGAAAAAAAUGUACCUCUACAGGUGGCAGCAUCAGUUCCUCAAACUCGCUCAAUCCCGGACCAAUUCAAAAACAGCUCACGAAGCUUCAUUCUACAAAUGGUGCAAGAUGAACAAUGUCCGAUUCCUGUGGACACCAUUGGAAGCGAUUUAAUUUGCAUCACUAGAAACAUCACGCUGGUGCCAACAAUUUGUCAGGUUGAUUUCGGAGGACCAGUGUUGAUAGAAGAGGCAAACAAUGUGUAUCGCAUCCGUGGUGUGUUGUCUAGCAGAACACAAGGCUGCGAGAGCAAUGUUAUUUUCACUGAUAUCACAACCCAUUUACAGUGGUUGGAAUCGAUCAUAUUCAAAAAUUUAAAUGAAUGGCUUGUAUUCACCAAUUAGUAUGAGACCAUGAUUAGGUUGUUUGCUAUAUGCAUACAUGUUACUGCCGGAAGCAGUAUGUUUUGGGUGUGUAUGGCGGGAGUUGGACAUUCUUCCUGCACGCAGUGAUUUGCUGUGAGCGGUGGGCUUUGGUUUGUUAGGAUUUUGCGAGAUGUUAAGUCCCACAUUACAGAAGGUAAAGCUUGGGGCACUGUACAAGACGACAUGUGCAGGACGUAUUCCGAUGAACGUGAGUGAGAACACAGUGAGAAGUUGGACACUGGUACAGGCACCGGUUUGCCGGGUUUUUUUUAACAUGAAUGUGUGGUUCUCACGGUUGCUUAAUUUUGAGAGGCUUUGAAAUUUAAUGGCAUCAUUCACCUCUAAUUCAAGGCCUGCGCGACUAACUUAGUUCUUUACAGCCCCCUCCUAGGGUGCCACAAACGUUUUUCAUUCAUGAUCAUGAAUGUUUUGACUUUCAACAUAAAUGUUUUAUGAGAAACAACACUUAGCGGGGUUAAACGGCUGAUUCGAUUACAAUCUUAUGAUUACUGUACCAUCAGUACGGUCGAUCAAAUUACACGUGGAUAAAUGGCUUAAUUUCCUUAA
Molecule: messenger RNA, 2363 nt
Organism: Anopheles funestus (African malaria mosquito)
Lineage: Eukaryota; Metazoa; Arthropoda; Insecta; Diptera; Culicidae
Product: polyserase-2-like
Exons: 5
Coding region: 111-1775 (554 amino acids)
Biological process (GO): proteolysis
Molecular function (GO): serine-type endopeptidase activity
Source: RefSeq, a predicted model, not a curated record